AUUUUCAAUUAUUUAACACUAAUCUUAUUAUUUAACUCAAAUGACCGGUUUCAAAAUUUAAUUUAAAAUUCAAUGUUUGUUAAUAUAAGAAUUUAUCUCAACGUGUCUUAUCUCUCCUCGAGGAGAUUCCUCCUCGAAGAAGAAAUUUCUUGGCUGUCUGUACAAUCUACGCUCGCUUGCUAACAAACAAUUCAGAAAUGGACAUAGCGGCAUACUUCGAAUUUUAUGAUAUUUUCUAAUACGAAUAUUGUAUGCGGUAUUUUUCGGACGCCGAAAUUAUCGAUAUUAUGUAAUUCGCAUUACCUUUAUUCGAAAACAGUGAGAAGAUGGCUAAUUUAAAAAGAAAGAAAAGAUUCUUCUAGAUGAAUAUUUCCAUUUCCAAAAACUGAAGCAUGUAUAAACAAUAUACUACAAAUUACGUAUCGUCAAAAUUUCAAAGAAAUCGUAAGAAUGUCGAUCUACACUGUAAAUACCUUAAAAAGAACCAGGAAUCUCAUUAGGCUAUUUGGAGAUAACGUGGAUUGUUAAAAGCUAAAAUAAAUUGUUCUAACAUUUCCUCCGCCAUAUUUCCUGGAAAUAGUGUAUAUACAUUCUUUCUGGUUAAAAAAAAAUCAUAUUUCAUUGCUUUUCAUUUAAUCACGUGAUAGCUGUAUCUUCUACCAUUUCGAUUUUUCAAUUAUAGAAAUCGAAGAUAACUGAAUUUGACCAGAUAUAGCUUCUUAAAGAGAAUUACAAAACCCUUCAGCAGGCCAUCUAGAAGUAAACUAAAUCGUUUUUUAUUUUUUAUUAUUUUUUCUUUAUUAGAACAAGCGCACAAGUGCCUUUCAAUCGCUCUCGAUUUUCAAUCAGGUAUCAGCAUAGGUAAAUCGAUCGACAAACCUUUAUAGACGCUUUACAGGUCGAUCACGAUCUACUACACGAUUAUGGUGAUGCUUACGGUUGCCUGUAUGAUAUUAUUUUCGUUCCUCACUGACUUCGGCGACCGGAAGCUCGCGUACAAAGCCUGGCUGCCUUUCAACUAUUCUGUGUCCAAUUGCUAUUACAUCGCGUACGCUCAUCAGAUCAUCGCACUGAUUGGCACGGCGCUUCUAAACGUGGCCUGUGAUGUGCUGGUUUGCGGGUUGCUCGUUCACGUCUGCGGCCAGCAAGAAAUCCUGAAACAUAGAGUAAUGGAACUGAAAAAAGAACCGAGACCUGACAUUGGAAAAAUCGUGCGUUUUCACGAUUAUUUAUACGGAUACGUUUCGAUAAUACAGCAGAAGUUUCAAGAAAUAAUAGGUGUUCAACUUCUAUCGAGCACCUUCGUGGUGUGUUUUAUCCUGUACGAAUUGUCGAACGCGCCAGUGAACUCCAAAUAUUUGCAAUUCGUCUUAUACUUGACCUGCAUGAUGACACAGGUCUUCUUCUACUGUUGGUAUGGAAAUCAGCUCAAAUUAAAGAGUGUCGAGGUUGCGAAUGCAAUCUUUGAGGCGGAUUGGAUAUCGUUUGAUAAUAGCAGCAAGAAGAGUUUGAUAAACGUAAUGAGAAGAGCCACGAAACCGAUCGAAUUGACCUGUGCCUACAUAUUUACGAUGGAUUUGAAAACUUUCGUGGACAUACUGAAAAUGUCGUACUCGACGUACAAUUUGCUCCAAAGGACGAAAGAAUCUUAAAAUACGAGGAUUCUCGUAAAAAUUAAAACUGAUCGUCACAAGCAAACAAACGCGUCGAACUUUUGGAAUUCGAAGCUUUUUGGAUGUCGAAAUUAAAAAUUUGGAAUUUCUGCGGUCAAACAAUAUUCCACACCUUUCCGCAGGAGACGAUCGAUGCUAAUUUUUACGUGUUACCUUCAAGAAACGCUAAUACAAUGAAAUCUGUCCAACGAUAUGUAAAUCAUGCAAUUGCCACGCUAAAGAUACUAAAAUUCA
Molecule: messenger RNA, 1907 nt
Organism: Bombus huntii
Lineage: Eukaryota; Metazoa; Arthropoda; Insecta; Hymenoptera; Apidae
Product: odorant receptor 94b-like
Exons: 4
Coding region: 924-1652 (242 amino acids)
Biological process (GO): sensory perception of smell; detection of chemical stimulus involved in sensory perception of smell
Cellular component (GO): plasma membrane
Molecular function (GO): olfactory receptor activity; odorant binding
Source: RefSeq, a predicted model, not a curated record